Messenger RNA from Papaver somniferum (opium poppy), 1089 nucleotides. RefSeq lists its product as uncharacterized. The record is from RefSeq and is a predicted model, not a curated record. The transcript has 2 exons. Lineage: Eukaryota; Viridiplantae; Streptophyta; Magnoliopsida; Ranunculales; Papaveraceae. The coding region runs from base 1 to 1089 and encodes 362 amino acids.
AUGGCAUACAUUCCUCCUCACAAAAGGCACUCUAAGGAUGAUAAUAAUAUCCCCCUCCCAACUCAGUUCCAAAAGAAGGUGGGGUCAUCAUCAUCGUCUACAUCUAAAUCAACAACUAAACGUACCAAAGAUCGUGCUGCAAAGCUUAUGGGUAGACAUAUCAUUUACCUCCAUUGUUCUAUUUCUAAGUGGUUUAUAGAAGCUGAUGACGAUCAGAUCUCUGCAGAUUCAAUUCGGUUGGAGCCUUUUGUUGGAUACAAGUCCGUUGAGUGGGAACGCGGUGGAAAACCAUUUAUUCUGGUUUGCGAUUCCCUCACAGACAGCGGCAGUGGUUUUCCAAAGAAUAAUACUCCAUGGGUUUCCAUUACUGACAACAUACGGUCAGAUCUACUAGCUUCUUUUGAGAAUAUGAGAACUACAAUAGAUUUGGGAGAGGCAGGAGUAGCGAUGAAGACAACUUUUGUAGCUAGAUUUGGUACAGUUCUCUUUCAUAAGCCUUCAGUCAACAUAAGCAGCAGCAGCAGCAAGUCGGAGGCUGCAACUACUUUAGCUCGCGUCAGAAAACAGUUCUGUACAAAGGUUACUGAUUCAUAUAUCGAAACCAUUUUCGGUGGAGUUUUUCCGAUGAUUGUAGCUGAUCCGUACCAACCGAAGGAGUACUACCGUGUGCAAGUUUCUGACAAGGUGGAACCAGAAUCAGCUACAAAGAGGGACUUGACGGCCGCACUUAAAGACGAAGAACUAAAAGGCUUAAAACAGUUGGUUGAUUCUGCAAUCUUGGAUGGCAACGUAAAAGGUGGCUUGAGAUGGCCUAUGGGGAAGGAGCACUCUUUUGAUGGUAGAUACUCGGUUGUAGGGGCUUGGCAUAGCAUUGUUAAGACUUUCAAGAAUGCAUCCUUGAAGCUAAAGUUUAUAAAUGCAGACAGGUUUGAUUUCUGCACUUCUGAUGGAGAAAUUGGAAAGGAACUAACUCCAGAUAUGAAAGGAGUAAAUGAUAUGUUAAUGGACAGGCUGGUCGACAUGGAACCUGCCAUUGGAAGCCUUGAGGACAAUUUGAAGUUGGUAUGGAAUCAUUUGCUGAGCUUUUGA